AUGUUUGGCCUAAACCGUUCAACAUUUGGUGGUGCAUCAACGCAACAAGCUCCUUCUAAUGCUUCUCCAUUUGGUGCACAACAAACAAGCACCAAUUCCUUCGGAAUGAAUCAACCAAAUGCCACUACUCAGCAGCAGCAAGGAUUUGGCGGAUUUGGUAUGAAUAAUACCACAGCUAACAAUACUACAGGUUUUGGUUCUAAUGGCACUACUAACACUAGUAUGUUUGGUCAAAAUACAAAUGGUGCACCAAGCAAUCCGAUGUUUGGUAAUAAUUCGGGUGGUAUGAACAAUACUUCUUUGGUGGGUAAUUCGAUGAAUCAAGCCGGAUCUAACAACGGUACAGGUAUAAAACCAUUCACUGCAUAUCAAGAAAAGGAUCCAGUAAGUAGUGCUACGAAUGUAUUCCAAAGUAUUACAUGUAUGCCAGAAUAUCGGAACUUUUCAUUCGAGGAAUUGAGAUACCAAGAUUAUCAAGUUGGUCGUAAGUUUUCAAACUCUCAAGUGCCAGUAACUAAUACCACUGGUGUAAACUCUUUUGGCCAGAGUAAUGUGAACAAUAACAACGUCACUACAAAUAAUGGUGGUCUAUUCAGUAGUAACAACAAUACUAAUAGCACGACAACUGGUGGACUGUUUGGUCAAAAGCCUACUACUGUAUUCGGUGCCGCCGCUGGUGCUGGUGCUGGUCUUUUUGGCCAACAAAAUACUAAUAAUAAUAAUUCAACUACCAUGAAUUCUCCAUUCGGUUCAAAACCCCAAGGUAGUGCUGGUCUAUUUGGUCAACAAAAUAAUAAUGCCACUGGGUUUGGACAGCAAACUAAUACAACUACAUUUGGCCAGAAUAACGUUAAUGGGUUUGGUCAACAGCAAGCUACUUCUAAUAACACAUUUGGUCAACAAAAUACAAACACAUCGGGUGGUCUCUUCGGGCAAUCUAAUAACAACACCUUUGGUCAACAAAAUGCAAACACGUCAGGAGGGUUGUUUGGUCAAAAUAAUAACCAGCAACAAAGUGGACUAUUUGGAAAUAAACCAUCAUCUGGUGGAUUGUUUGGUCAGAAUAAUACUAACACCAAUACUGGUGGUAUGUUUGCUCAGAAUAAUAAUUUCAACCAAGGUAAUACAAGUGGAACAUUUGGUCAGACUAAUAACAAUAAUUCUAUGUUCGGAAACACAAGUAAUACAAACACUGGAUUUGGUGGACAACAGAUUGGUGUAAAUAAUUUCAAUCAAAAUCAAUCUGCUGGAGGACUAUUUGGUAAUAAAUCGGCAGGCGGAUUAUUUGGUCAAAGUAAUAAUGCCUCCCAGCAACAAGAUGGAUUGUUUGGUAAUAAACCUGCAACUGGGGGAUUAUUUGGUCAAAAUAGUGCACAACAACCACAGCAAGGUGGUCUCUUCGGCCAAAAUAAUAUGCAACCGAACCAAAGUAGUGGCCUAUUUGGUCAAAACAACCAGCAACAACCUUCAGGUGGUUUAUUUGGACAAAACUCUAACCAGCAAUCAAGUGGAUCAUUUGGCGCUAAGCCAUCAACAGGAGGUUUGCUUGGUCAAAAUAAUAACCAACAGAAUUCAUCUAGCGGUCUGCUUGGACAGAAUAAUGGUCAGCAACAGAGUAUAGUGGGGGGAGGUCUCUUCGCGCAAAAUAAUCAACAGUCAGCUCAAACAGGCGGUCUAUUUGGUGCCAAGCCUUCUAAUACAGUGGGUGGUGGAUUAUUUGGGAACAAUAACCAGCAGCAACAGGCAUCAGGCGGACUCUUUGGUGCAAAACCGGCAGGAUCUUCAUUUGGUGGCAACGGGUUAAACGCUGGUGCAAACACGAGUGGCGGUCUAUUCGGUAAUAAUAUGAAUAACACGAACGCUAGCAAUCAAUCAACUUUUGGAGGAAGUACCACAGGCGGUUUAUUUGCCGCUAAACCAGCUGCACAAGUAGGUGGUGGGUUAUUCAACAAUAGCAGUGGUGCAAAUGGUUUAGGCCCAAAUACAGGAAGUACUCUCUUUGGGUCAAAACCAUCUACAGCUACUCAGGGAGGUGGACUAUUCGGAAAUAAUACAUCUUCUGGUUUUAAUAAUACAUCAGUUGGGACUGGACUUUUUGGUGGCCAAAAACAGGCUAAUUCAGUGCUAGGUUCUCAAACUCAGAUUGGAGGACAAGUAUCUCAAACAUCGGGUCAACCGGACAAUUUAGUUACUAAUAACCCAUUUGGUUCAGAAAACCUUUUCAAUAGAAUCGUAAUUGAUGAAAAUGGGUUAAAAUCUGCUAAAACAAUAAAUAUUACGAAAGUAAACGCAGAAAUAAAGAAAAAUAACACCCUGACUGGUGCAUACAAACUGGUUCCAAAACCUUUAUUCUCAACAACACAGCAUAUCCAUUCUGAAGAUGGAAGCACGAUGCGUAAGAUUCUACGAUCAAAAGAAUCCGGAAUUAAUAGCGGCAUUGGUUUAUCGGGGUCCACACAAAGCAACGAAUCUUUGGCAGCCAGACCAUCCUUGUUAUUAGUAAGUAAUGACACCAGUGAUAGUAAUGGAGUCGUAGAGAAACUGUUAUUUAACCCUGAGAAAAAAACAUUCAAAGAUUUCCUUCAACAUAAACUUCAUGGAAUUGCUGAAAAUAAAAAAAUAAGAACAUCUCCAGAACAACAAGAAUCGAAAGAUGAGAAGAUCCCAUUGAAGGGAUCGAGUACACAAAUCAUGCCUAAAACUACUGAGAAGAUAACCAACCCUACAAAGAUUGACUCUGAGUCCAUUGUAGAUGAGAGAACGGCCGAAAGUGAAAAUAAACCUUCCCCUCCUGGUAUGAAGAGUUUAGAUUUCUCGUUUAUUGAUGAUAACUAUUAUAUUUCUCCAUCUAUAAGUACAUUAUCAUCCAUGUCGCUCUUAGAUAUACGUAAGGUGGAACAUUUAAUUAUUGGCCAUAUUGUUUACGGGAAAGUGGAAUUUCUAAAACCGGUUGAUUUAUCUGAUAUUCCGGUCAUACUAUUAUGUGGAAAGUACAUAAUUUUGAAACAAGGAUCUUGUAAGGUAAUUCCAUAUUCUGGAGAAGAUAUGGUGGAAGGUUCUGGUAUCAAUGUUCCUGCAAGAAUAACAUUAUAUAAUUGUUAUCCAACCAAUAAAGAAAAUAGACAACCUAUUAAAGAUGCGCACCAUAGCAUAGUCAAAAGGCAUAUUCAAAAAUUAAGGAAAAUACCUAACACAAAAUUUGAAACGUAUGAUCCAGUUAGUGGUAAUUACAUAUUUACUGUUCAGUCUCCAAUCUGA
This is a messenger RNA of Maudiozyma barnettii, 3258 nucleotides long. RefSeq lists its product as uncharacterized. Bases 1 to 3258 code for a protein of 1085 amino acids. The transcript has a single exon. Gene Ontology annotation, cellular component: nuclear pore; nuclear pore cytoplasmic filaments. Gene Ontology annotation, molecular function: structural constituent of nuclear pore. The record is from RefSeq and is a predicted model, not a curated record. NCBI's taxonomy places the organism in Eukaryota, Fungi, Ascomycota, Saccharomycetes, Saccharomycetales, Saccharomycetaceae. Gene Ontology annotation, biological process: protein import into nucleus; post-transcriptional tethering of RNA polymerase II gene DNA at nuclear periphery; RNA export from nucleus.